GGCCUCCCAGCACAGACUUCGGUGCGUUUUACUGCAGAUUCCUGCAUGCAUGGCAACUUCCAUCACGCAAUAUUGCUUAUAGUGCGCUGCAGGCCAAUGGCAGCCCGGCAACGCCCUGGGGGCCGUGUCAAUUCAUACGCAUCUUAAACUAGGAGGCACGUCCGGCGUAAGUCGGUAGUCGCCCCUCUUGCUGUAUCGAUCUCGUGCCUCCACGCCGCUACGCUAUCUUCCCGUAUGGAGCAUCGUGAUCUUCAUCAUGGCGACUAGCACCAUAGCUGUGCCUAAGCCGGCGAUGACGCCGCCGCCAGGCCAAGAGUACGAUCCAACUGACCCUCCGAAUGCUCUAUGGAGGUUCAACGUCGCCGCGCAGGCUGUCUGCAUGACAGUGGCGACUAUCCUGUUCUUCAUGAGAUGUUUUAUACGGUUGGGACUGAGUCGCAUGCCAAGGCAAUGGAUUCUCGAGGACUGGAUGGUAACGUUGUCAUUCAUCGGGCUUGCCUGCUACAGUGCGCUCAUCACCUAUAUCAUGGACUCCGAUGGCGGUGUUCAUCAGUGGAACCUCCUCAAACCUACGAUAACCAAGAUCCUCUACUAUUUUUACAUCGAAUCAAUCAUCUACGGGCCAAUCAUUUUCUGCACCAAACUCGCCAUCCUACUUAUGUAUCUACGCCUCCUCAUUCCGUCCCGCUGGUCUCCUCUAUGGACAUCCGUGCACGUGUUCAUUGCGAUCUGUGCCGCAUUCUAUACGGGCCUCACUCUGGUCAAGAUAUUUCAGUGUAAUCCUAUUCCGAGAACCUGGGACAAGAGUAUCCACGGGAAGUGCAUUAACACGCCUGUUCUCCUUCAAGUCAGUGGGCUCUUUAAUACAAUUACUGAUGCCCUCAUUCUGCUGGUGCCUGUCAGGGCAGUUUGGGAUUUAAAAAUGACGUGGAAGAAGAAAGUGGCUGUUUGCGCCGUCUUUGGUAUUGGUUGCAUAGCGCCUGUAUUCAGCGCUAUCGGCUUUACAUAUCGUGUUAGGGCCGCAAAGAGCGCCGAUCUGACCUACAAUAACCCUCUCAUGCUUCUGUGGGCUACCGCCGAGAUAACAACAGGUAUAAUAUGCGCCUGCCUCCCAACUCUUCCAACUCUUUUCCGCCGCCGCCGCCAAAACACCACUUUAACUAGCUCACACUCCCAAUCCACACCACACAGCGUAACGCGCUCCUACCAGCGCAACAAAACCUUUGAAUACGGCGAGUACCUCGAGCUCGACGAAACCCCCGGCAGUAGCAGCCCGAAUCGAGAAGAAGUCGUCACUACAGUUAAAGGCGGCGCAAGUCCUGCGGCCAGCCUGAAUAUGAACGAUGGUUGGGGCACUGCGAGCUCCGAACGCUUAACUGAGGAAGAAGAAAGGAGAAACGGGGCGCAUGGCAAUAGUAGGGGCAUUGUGAGGACUGUGAGGAUUGAGCAAACAGGGUCGGUUUGAUGGAUGGAUCGUAAUCUUGACCAGCAUAUGCCUGCCGUUGUAUGUAUAUAUAAAACACCUGGGAUAUCUAGGCGACAUCUAAACUGUAGAUAGUUCUGGACGAUUG
Messenger RNA from Lindgomyces ingoldianus, 1571 nucleotides. RefSeq lists its product as uncharacterized. Bases 257 to 1465 code for a protein of 402 amino acids. The transcript is spliced from 7 exons. NCBI's taxonomy places the organism in Eukaryota, Fungi, Ascomycota, Dothideomycetes, Pleosporales, Lindgomycetaceae. The record is from RefSeq and is a predicted model, not a curated record.